Molecule: messenger RNA, 2020 nt
Organism: Sesamum indicum (sesame)
Lineage: Eukaryota; Viridiplantae; Streptophyta; Magnoliopsida; Lamiales; Pedaliaceae
Product: sucrose transport protein SUC2
Biological process (GO): sucrose transport
Cellular component (GO): vacuole; plasma membrane
Molecular function (GO): sucrose:proton symporter activity
Source: RefSeq, a predicted model, not a curated record
GUAUUUCUGUUGAGUUGAGAAUUUUCUUGAUUUACAAUCCACCAUCAGAAAGAAACGUGCACGCACUCACAUAGUAAGACAAGAUUUUUUGUCUAUCUAGAUACGGAGUGUGUGUGCAUUCAUUUGGUUGGAUAAUAUCUUGGGCUCGUAAUAUUAUUAGCAAAAACCAUAUUGUUGAGCAAACGAAUAUGGUUUUCGAUGAUACUAUUGAGUCUCAGAUUCCACCUCCUGAUGUAAACAUCAUAAAGAAACUAGCGCUGGUAGCGUCGGUAGCAGUCGGCGUACAGUUCGGGUGGGCGUUGCAGCUGUCGCUUUUGACUCCAUACACACAACUCUUAGGCCUGAAACAUAAGUGGGUAUCCUUAAUUUGGCUCUGCGGUCCUAUAUCUGGUUUGGUUGUCCAGCCAAUAAUCGGUCACCACAGCGAUCGGUGCACUUCCCCUUUCGGGCGGCGACGCCCGUUUCUUGUGUCAGGCACUGUCCUCCUCUCCAUUGGUGUCCUGCUUAUAGGCUUUGCUGCUGAUCUAGGCCGACAGUUAGGUGAUUCUCUGGAACCAGGGGUUAAACACGGAGCAAUCACAAUAUUUGUACUCGGAUUUUGGUUCCUAGACGUCUCAAACAACAUGAUUCAAGGUCCUUGCAGAGCCCUUUUGGCUGAUGUCUCAUGCCAAAAUGAUGCUUUGGUGACAAUAGGGAAUGCCAUGUUUGCGUUCUUCAUGUCUGUAGGAAGCAUCUUGGGCUAUGCUGCAGGGUCCUAUGGGGAAAUUCAUCAACUUCUGCCAUUCACGAGCACUGAAGCUUGUGAUCUCAACUGUGCUAAUAUCAAGACUUGCUUCCUUAUAUCUGUUCUCCUCACAAUAUUCAUAGUAACAAUCGUUGUUGUUUUCGUGGAGGAGGAAAGACUCGAUCCAUCCUGUCUGCUGUACUGGCAAGAAAAUCAGGGUGCAGAAGAGAAGCCCCCCUCGUUUCUCAUGCAGAUAAUAAUAGCUGCUAAAAGCACACCAAGGCCAAUUUGGAUCUUGUAUAUGGUGACAGCCCUCAAUUGGAUAGGAAUCUUCCCAUUUACCCUAUACGACACCGAUUGGGUUGGCAAGGAAAUAUACGGAGGACAAGCUAUGGGAAGCCCUGAGCAGAUUAAGCUGUACAACGACGGGGUCCGUGCAGGAGCAUUUGGACUAAUGUUUUAUGUAGCCGUAUUGGGGUUCGUCUCCCUAUUCUUGGAGUUGUUGAUACGCUUACUAGGCAACGUUAGCCGCCUCUGGAGCAUCUGCAAUUUCAUUGUUGCAAUCUGCAUGGGAAUGACAGUGGUUGUCACCAACAUUGCUGAGAAUGCUAGAGAUGCUAACGGCAAUGCACUUGUUCAUCCUCCCACUGAAGUUAAAGCAUCUUGUUUUGCUAUCUUUGCUGUGUUGGGUAUACCACAAGCGGUCACCUAUAGCAUCCCUUUUGCUCUGGCUUCCAUAUACUCCAAGGACACCGCAACUGGCCAAGGGCUUGCGCUGGGGCUUCUCAAUCUCGCCAUUGUGAUUCCACAAAUAAUAGUGAGUCUGGUUAGCGGACCGCUGGAUGCAUUAUUCGGGGGCAGCAAUCUACCUGCGUUCGUGUGGGGAGGUAUUGCAGCAGCAAUUGGAGGCAUUGCCGCUUUCAAAUUGCCCCCAGCUGAAUCGCAAAGCAACAUUCAAAUAUGAAAUUUUGUACAGAACAUCACCCGAUUUUGAAGCAUAACUUCACUUUUCAGCAUCGAAGUCUUGUAAAUUAAAAAAUAGUCUAAUUCUUCUUUGUUGUGAAUAUGUUUACAUUUGUUUAUACCAAAGAGCAAUAUUUUGGUAGAGUCCAACGUUCCACGUAUCAAAACUUAUAGUGGCGCGGAACAACUCAACCGAAUUUGCAAAUGUUGUAAAAAAAUUUUUUUUUCCUUUUCUUUUUAUUCAAUUUUGUUUAAUAAUAGUCUGUCUUUAAGCUGUACAGAAGUGAAAUGUUGACGGAAGGAGAAAGCUUGUUAUGUAUUGAUCUUUAUACA